AUGUCAGCCACUACGACAGCGUCCCUUAAGUCGCCUUCUCGGUCGCACCCUCACUCCCACUCUUCUCAUCCCAAAGGACACUCGCAAUCCCAUACUCGUUCAUACUCACGGUCCUCACGGCCUUCUACCACUCCACGCGCCCAGCCAGCCGUCGCAUCGGUCGGGCAGCCCAUGCCGCCUCUCCUCUCCACGAACCCUCGAUCCCCUCAUCAAUCGAAAGAUCCCAAGAGUCCCAGUCCCAGUUAUUUUGGCUUCGUCGUUGCUGGCGAUGAGUCAAUACCUCCAGACUCCAAUCCCGGCGUCCAUACCCGCCAAAACUGGACAUUCCCUCAUUCGACGGCGCAAAAUCAAGUCCCGACGCCGCGUCAUAUUCCCGUCGAGGCCAACCCAGACUUUGAGGCAUUCCGGAAACAAUCAGAACACAAUCAUCGUUUUGCCCUGAAUACGUCGUUCGGUCGACCGUCGCAAUCGAGGACGAAUUCCUCCAAUACUCCGACUGCUUCUGACACGGCGUUUCCAUUUUUCAUCCAGUCGAAAGCAGAAGCAGAGUCAAGAGACGAGAGAAACAGGACACAAGAUGACCGGAUGAAUGAUGUUUCCUUUUUGGACAUCCCAAGACAACAAUCGCCUGCGCAGCUCGAUUCCAAGCAUAGUGUUGCAGACCAUCAGCAUGCGCGGCUCUCGUUACCGGGCAGUGAACUACGGACCCCACCCAUCCGAACAUUUAGACCGAGCCCACGAUCCGAGACGCUCCCGUCGUCGAGCGAGAAGGAUUCCCCUCCGAUCGUUUCGCCGGUUCGUGUCGCAGAGCUUAUCAAACACAAUCCGAAAUGCCUUCUCAUCCUCGAUCUUAGGGUAUACCAGCAGUACGCCACGGCGAGGAUACGGGGCGCCCUGAAUCUGUGUAUUCCCACGACGUUGUUAAAAAGACCAGCAUAUAAUGUUCAAAGACUUGCAGAAACAUUUUCUUCGACCGAAGACCAAGACACCUUUGCCAAAUGGCGAGAGUGUACUCACAUCGUCGUGUACGACGCCAAUUCCAGCAUCACAAAAGAGGCGGUGACUCCCUUGAACGUUCUCAAGAAGUUCGCAACGGAAGGAUGGGCAGGGACUGGCCUGGUGAUCAAAGGAGGGUUUCUUGCAUUUCAAAAGAUGGUCCCCGAACUGGUUGACUCAGGGCCACCUCAUUCAGGGACAGGGGUGUCUUCACAAUUACUGUCCAUUUCAGCUUCCGGCAAGGAUGCUGUUCCGGUUGCUGGAGGCUGUGCCAUGCCCACCGAAAAGUCGGCGGCGAACCCAUUCUUUGGCAAUAUUCGACAAAACAUGGACCUUCUGGACGGCGUGGGACAGAUGCCGAUCAAGAUACCCAGCAACAUGUCCACGGAGGCAGAACAUUCCAUGCCACAAUGGUUGCAACGGGCCUCGUCCCAGUCCAACGCGGGUAAGUUGGUGUCGGACCAGUUUUUGAACCUCGAACGAUCGGAGCAGGAGCGCAUGCAAGAAGCACUCAGCGGUAAAGUAUCAUACGGCAGUCCAAGAGGUGAGACACCGAAUAAAAUCCAGGUCGCGGGCAUUGAGAAAGGGUCCAAGAACCGGUACAACAACAUCUUCCCGUACGACCAUGCACGUGUACGAUUGCAGAAUGUCCCAAGUGGUAGUUGCGACUACAUCAACGCUAGCCACAUCAAGGCCGAGUUCUCCAAUCGCCAUUACAUUGCCACACAAGCGCCCAUCCCUGCCACGUUCAACGACUUCUGGCGUGUUGUUUGGGAACAGGAUGUUCGGGUCAUUGUAAUGCUGACCGCCGAAGCGGAAGGCGGACAGGUGAAAAGCCAUGUGUACUGGAAUGCUGGUGAAUAUGGAUUCCUCAAGCUCAAACAGCUUUCCGAACGUGAGGUCAGCUUGGAAUCGAAGAAAUACUCCAGCAACGCUCCAGUGCCGAGCAGACCUACCCUGGGCGCACGCAGAUCCACCGCCGCCAAUAUCCCUGGAGAACGCAAGCAGCAGGACGAGGCGAAACCUACGUCUCCCAAAUCACCGUCCGCCACGGUACGACAUUUCAGCCUUAGUCAUGCUGCCUAUCCUUUCGAACCGAUGCGGCAAAUCACUCAAAUCCAAUACAAGGAUUGGCCGGAUUUUGGUGCUCCAGCCAGCCCUGCGGAGCUUCUGGGGUUGGUUGAUCAGGUCAACAAGUAUGUUCGAGGAUCCUCCAGCCCGUCUAGCGUGGUAGGACCGGAUGAGGCCACUCCCGAGGGCUCCCGACCUAUCGUAGUACACUGCAGUGCGGGCUGUGGAAGGACGGGAACCUUUUGCACGAUUGAUUCUGUCAUCGACAUGUUGAAGCGGCAGAAGAUAUCUCACGAAAACAGUCCGAAUAGAAUGGACGUGGAUGGUGGUGACUGGUUGUCCCGAGACGAUAUUGAUCUGGUGGCGAAGACGGUGGAUGACUUUCGACGUCAACGACUCAGCAUGGUGCAGAAUUUACGACAAUUCGUUCUGUGUUAUGAAAGUGUGCUGCAGUGGCUUGUGGUUCAAGAUGCGGAGCGGCAGGACAGACCUGGCCUGUCUGAUCCUAGACGGAGUUAUUAG
This is a messenger RNA of Capronia coronata CBS 617.96, 2589 nucleotides long. RefSeq lists its product as uncharacterized. The record is from RefSeq and is a predicted model, not a curated record. Gene Ontology annotation, molecular function: protein tyrosine phosphatase activity. NCBI's taxonomy places the organism in Eukaryota, Fungi, Ascomycota, Eurotiomycetes, Chaetothyriales, Herpotrichiellaceae. Gene Ontology annotation, biological process: protein dephosphorylation. The transcript has a single exon. The coding region runs from base 1 to 2589 and encodes 862 amino acids.